AUCGAGGUCGCGAAGAGGAAGCUGCAGGAAGAGGGCAACUCAGCCACUCAGGAUAGCCGAUACAGAGCCGAUGAGUCAACGCGAGCGCGAAAUCUGAACCGGCCGCAGAUUUGCGGUGGCACGCACGUGCGAAUCUUUUUGAGCUGUCCCGCCACCUGCUAUAAAGGGUCUGUGGCUGGAACACCUGUGCUCUCACCGCUUUACCUGUUUCUGGCUGCGAUCAUCUUCCCCCCCACGUCUACGUCAGUUUCGCAUAUAAGGUGUCGCACCGUAUAAGAUCAAGCACCGCUACCCACCUCUACCCCGUACCACCACAAUCUCUUAAAGCCGCCCACUCAACCAAUUGCCUGUCGCUCGUAGUCUGCAAUGGAUCGCUUCCUUGCUCCCCACACGCCCGAGGCCCUCGCUCACAACCACUUGACCGAGAAUUGGUUCAACUGGGACACUGACCACCCGUCUCUCGACGAGACCCUCAUCGCUGGAUGCGCGUCCUACUCUGCUCUGAGUCGUUAUCUCACCGGAGCGGACCUUUUCCUUCUCCCGCGCUCGAGGUCCGAGCUCGAGAGAAUAUUAAGGAGAUAUUCCUACGAUGCUAUUCACAAUACAAUUGCCAGAGCGCGGUCACCCCUGGAAUCAGGAGGAUACAGCAGGAUCUGCCACCUGGCUGAAAGGUCAAUAGCUAACGUGCUUGAUGCGGGCGAUAACACGGAGACACUCCUGCGCCUGCAUUCGAGGCCUUCGGAUUCUGUGAUCAACAGUAUUGAUCAUUCGUCUCCCCGACCGAUCAGAACGAAGUAAACUGCAUUCGUCGGCAUCCAUUCAGAUAUUUAUUGCAUUGUUCUUCGUCUCCUCUGUCGUCCACCUCCUUCGUUGUUGUCUUUGUCGUGUCUGCACCGUUCAGCUGUAUCAACACCAGCAAUACUCCAGAUCGGAGUAUGGCACUCCCUCGCUGUAAUACAUGUACGUUAGCUGUAGCAUCCUUAUCUUUAUUAUCGUAUGCAUCAGAGUAUACACGCGGGUGCAUCGUCC
Molecule: messenger RNA, 1029 nt
Organism: Gloeophyllum trabeum ATCC 11539
Lineage: Eukaryota; Fungi; Basidiomycota; Agaricomycetes; Gloeophyllales; Gloeophyllaceae
Exons: 5
Coding region: 367-798 (143 amino acids)
Source: RefSeq, a predicted model, not a curated record